Messenger RNA from Daphnia carinata, 1306 nucleotides. RefSeq names its product protein YIF1B-like (gene Yif1). NCBI's taxonomy places the organism in Eukaryota, Metazoa, Arthropoda, Branchiopoda, Diplostraca, Daphniidae. Gene Ontology annotation, cellular component: COPII-coated ER to Golgi transport vesicle; Golgi membrane; endoplasmic reticulum membrane. The coding region runs from base 131 to 1150 and encodes 339 amino acids. Gene Ontology annotation, biological process: endoplasmic reticulum to Golgi vesicle-mediated transport. The record is from RefSeq and is a predicted model, not a curated record. The transcript has 5 exons.
GAGCAUCCUCUACACUUCCAGCAAUAGCUUGAAGGAGUUGUUGAGUUUUUUGGGUGACUUGGAAGUGAACCGGUUGGCACUCUUCGGCUGAACAACUUUGUCACUGAUCUAGAUCACCAUCAAGUCAAUCAUGCGCAAAGCAAGACAAACAGCUAAGAUGCAGCAGGAUCCAGGAAAUCCUAUGCCUUAUCCCCAAUUCGGCUAUCCACAGCCAAAUCUUCCAACACAACCAGACCCAUCAAUGUAUAUGACUGGACCUCAAGCUGGCAUAUACAACCCAGCUGCUCAGGCUCCAUUGUCUCCAAACUACUACCCUCAACAAGGAAUGCCAUUUAUGCCAGUUGGUGGUGGCAAUGAGCAAAACAACUUUAGCAUGCCCACACAGUUUUUACAGAACCCUGUCAUGGCCAAUAUGGCAAUGCAGUAUGGUCAGAGUCUUAUGGGUCAAGGCAAAGAAGCAUUAGAUCGCGAGUUGAACAAGUACGUUUCGACGUCGCGGAUAAAAUACUACUUUUCAGUCGACACAGCUUACGUCGCAAACAAACUGACUCUUCUUGUAUUCCCUUUCACGCAUAGAGACUGGUCGGUCAAGUAUAAUCCGGACGAACCAGUCCAACCUCGUUAUGAACUGAAUGCACCUGACCUUUACAUACCUGCAAUGGCAUUUUUCACAUAUUUAUUCAUCAGCGGAAUAUCACUUGGCAUUCAAGAGCGAUUCAGUCCCGAAGGAUUAGGCAUUCAGGCCAGCACAGCAUUAAUCUGGACGCUCCUUGAAGUUUUCGUCGUUUGGGUGACGCUUUACGUUAUGAAUAUUGAAACGAAACUUAAAUCGUUUGACAUUCUGGCAUUUUCGUCCUACAAAUACGUCGGAAUGAUUGUUGCUCUGGUCAUUAGCUUCAUUAUGCCAUCGGCCUAUCAUUUCGCCCUCAUUUAUGUUAGUGCAGCCACUAUGUUUUUCUUGAUUCGUUCGCUAAGAGUUCAGAUAUUACCAGAGUCAUCGCGUGACGGGUAUGGAGAAAACCAUGCUAAUUUCAGCGGGGAGGGCUCCAAACGCCGGAACUACCUUUUGGUUUUCAUGGCAGCGUUGCAGCCGCUUAUGAUGUGGUGGUUAACUCGACAACUAGCACGUCCAUUAAUAAUGUCACAAUAGAAAGAAUGGAACGCUUCCCUAUUUCAUCUGAUUGAUCAGUCUCUUCUCCUGGCGUAUUUUCGUUUUCAGAUGUUAUAAAUUUUUGCCAAGACCUAUAUUCUGAAUGCAAUGUCAUUUGAAAAAUUUAAAAUAAACUCGAAAGUUCUUUAAAACCAA